Messenger RNA from Uranotaenia lowii, 1362 nucleotides. RefSeq names its product chitinase-like protein Idgf4. Gene Ontology annotation, biological process: chitin catabolic process; carbohydrate metabolic process. Gene Ontology annotation, cellular component: extracellular region. NCBI's taxonomy places the organism in Eukaryota, Metazoa, Arthropoda, Insecta, Diptera, Culicidae. The record is from RefSeq and is a predicted model, not a curated record. The transcript is spliced from 3 exons. Gene Ontology annotation, molecular function: chitin binding. The coding region runs from base 1 to 1332 and encodes 443 amino acids.
AUGUGGUGGAAGACGGUCACUUUCUUGUUUUUCUUGAUCCUCGUCGAAAUUCAGAGCCAGGCGGUCAACAACGGUUCGACGAGAGUAUUUUGCUAUUACGAUGGAUCGAAUUCGCUUAGAGAAGGGUUUGCCAGGGUGACAUUAACUGACAUUAAACCGGCGCUUCCUUUUUGUACUCAUCUGAUCUACGGAUUUGCGGGUAUCGAUCCUACUACUAAUCGGAUUCGUGCUCUGAACGAAUCUCUCGAUUUGGACUCUGGAAAGGGUCAGUAUAGGGCCGUAACGGCUUUGAAGAAAGACUACCCUCAUCUGAAAGUUCUGCUCAGCGUUGGCUUUAAUAGGGAUCGGUCUGAUGAACCACCUCAUGGAAAAUAUCUAACUUUGCUAGAAAAUGCUGGAAUGCGCAUGCGAUUCGUGAACUCGGUCUACAGUCUACUUAAGACAUACGGAUUCGAUGGUCUAGAUCUAGCCUGGCAGUUUCCUCAGACUAAACCUAAAAGCACUCUAAAAUGGACAGACAGAUUGUGGGACGGAUUCAGGCAGCUCUUCACAGAUGAAAGUACUUCGAAACCUAAGCCUGAUGCGCGGAAAGAAGCGUUCGCGGAAAUGGUACGAGACUUGAAACAUGCUUUUAGGGCAGGAAAUUUCGAACUCUGUCUCACGGUCCUUCCACAUGUUAGCGAACCCAAAUAUCUGGAUGUGUACACCUUGAGAUCGAAUGUGGAUUACGUUAACCUGGCGGCUUUCGAUCUGCUAACUCCAGAAAGAAAUCCCAAUGAAGCGAGCUACACAAGUCCAAUUGAUCACCAUAAUCCUGUCUACUAUCGUCCAAGUAACAGCAAAGAUGACAACCUGGAAAGGGCAUUUGAAGUCUGGCGAGAAACGGACACAAAACUCGAGAAAAUAAUCGUUGGAAUUCCUACUCACGGACGUGGUUGGAAGCUGAGCAAGGACUCGGAAACCUCGGGUGUCCCACCGAUCGCAGCCAAUGGUUCCGCGAUUCCUGGUCCCUUCAACGGAAAACCUGGACUCUACAGCUACCCGGAAGUUUGCACCAUGUUGGCCGAUUCCGUGAAGAUAGGUCGUGCGCUAGUCAAGGUUGAAGACCUCACCAAGCGGCUCGGAGUGUACGCUUAUCGGCUUCCUGAUGCACAUGGCGAUGAUGGAAUCUGGAUAUCGUACGGAGACCCGGAUUCAGCCCGAAACAAAGUGGCUUAUGCGAGAAAACGUCAUCUGGGUGGUCUCUCCAUAUUUGAUCUGGGAAAUGAUGAUUUUCGUGGGACGUGUGGAACAGGGAAAUUUCCUAUCUUAAAAGCGGCCGUAAACAUUUAGAAGAAAUUUAGUGAAACCACCAAAAUAAGA